Molecule: messenger RNA, 2953 nt
Organism: Elaeis guineensis (African oil palm)
Lineage: Eukaryota; Viridiplantae; Streptophyta; Magnoliopsida; Arecales; Arecaceae
Biological process (GO): ribosomal large subunit biogenesis; ribosomal large subunit export from nucleus
Cellular component (GO): nucleolus
Source: RefSeq, a predicted model, not a curated record
AUAGUCAAACCUUCCGUGUUCGGCCGCAAGCCGCCCACCCGACUGAGACUCCUGAGGACGUAAAAACAGAGGAAACGAGGGGGGAAAACAUAAGAAAGAUCAACGAAGGCAAAGGAAAGCCGUGAAAGGGUUUCCGAGAUGCCGGCGACUAGCGCUCACGUGCUCUCCCCGGAGUCCCUCUCGGCCGCCGGAAGGGCGGCGGAGAGGCUGAGCCUCCCGACUCUGCAGUCAAAGAUGAAGUGCGAUCCGGAGGGUUACGAGGCGGAGCUCCUCCUCCUUUACCGCCACUUCGAGUCAUCCCUUCACCUCUUCCGCCAUCAGUCCGCGCUCAGUCCCUCCUCCGACCCCGCCGUCGCCAAGGACCUCGGCGACCUCGCCAUGUUCCUCGCUCACGUCACCCCCUUCUACCUGGACAAGCUCGCCGAUUUCCCCCGCCAGAUCGCCGAGUUGCUCCACUCCGAUGCCCGCUCCCUCCCCUCCUCGCUCCGAUGCCAUCUCGCCCAGGCCCUGAUCCUUCUCGUCAAUAGAAAGAUAAUUGAUCUUGAGGAAACUCUUGAAUUGUUCAUGGAUCUUCAAAUUCUUGGGGACCGGACAUUAAGAAAACUAGCCUUUUCGCAUGUCGUUCACAACAUUCGGCGAAUGAACCAGAAGCACAAAAAUGAAGCCAAGAAUCGCAAAUUGCAAAAUAUACUUUUUCUAAUACUACAGGGAGAGGAAGAAUUAAGGGCCAAAAGAUCUCUUGUUAUCCUUUGUGAUCUUCAUAGACGAAGAGUGUGGUUUGAUGAUCGGACAGCCAAUGCCAUUUGCAAUGCAUGUUUUCACACAUGUUCAAGGAUUAUGAUAGCUGCUCUUGCAUUCCUUCUUGGUUAUGAACGGGUUGAAGAAGAGGAUGAUAGUGAAGCCUCCAGCAGUGAGGAUGAAACCAGUCAACAGCCACAAAUUGUUAUAAGCAAGGAGGCUGUUUACAAGGCACAUCAUAAAGGUACUACUGCUAGCAAGAAAAAGAAGAAAGCUAAAUUGCAACGUGUUGUUCGCAGCAUGAAAAGGCAACAACGUAUAGCAUCAGAAAAUAACAAAACCAGUUACUAUUCUCCUCUUACCUAUCUAAAAGAUGCACAGGGUUUUGCUGAAAAGUUGUUCUCUCGUCUCCAGAAGUGCAAUGAGCGAUUCGAGGUUAGGAUGAUGAUGCUGAAAGUAAUCGCAAGAACUGUUGGGUUGCACCAUCUUAUCCUGCUAAAUUUUUAUCCAUUUCUUCAAAAAUAUGUUCAGCCUCAUCAGCGUGAUGUCACGGAAUUGCUUGCAGCAGCAGUCCAGGCCUGCCAUGAUAUGGUGCCUCCAGAUGCAGUUGAACCACUAUUCAAACAGAUAGUAAAUCAAUUUGUGCAUGAUCGUUCUCGCACAGAGGCUAUUGCUGUCGGAUUGAAUGUUGUAAGAGAGAUUUGUUUGCGCAUGCCCUUGUUAAUGAAUGAAGAUCUGCUCCAAGACCUUGUCUUAUACAAAAAGUCUCACGAGAAAGCAGUUUCAACAGCAGCUCGUUCCUUGAUGACUUUAUUUAGAGAGAUAUGUCCUUCCCUGUUGGUCAAAAAAGAUCGUGGCCGCCCCAUUGAUCCAAAAGCUAGGCCAAAAGCAUUUGGAGAAGUCAGUGUGGCUAGCAAUGUUCCUGGUGUGGAGCUACUACAACACGAUGAUGACUCUACACUCGAUAGUUCUGAUGAAGAAAGUAAUGCUUCUGAUACUGACAAUGAACUGAAUCAGUCGCCAUCUCAUGGAACCGAGCAUGACAAUGAAGCUGACUCAGAAGAAGAGAAUGCUGCUGCAGAAGACAACGAGGAAGAGGACAAUGAAGUUUCUGAGGAGGAUGGAGAAGCGGAUGGUGAGGAAGUUGAAGUGGAGGAUGGUAUUAGUGAUGAUGGAAGUGAUUAUGACGAUCUGCGCAAUAGUGUCGAUGGAGACUUGACAUCCAGCGAUGAAGAAGAAGAAGAAGUUGAUGAUGAUGAUAAAGAGAUGAUUGCAAAUUCCAAAGCAUCGAAGAAGUCAAAUAAUGGUGAUCAUGAUUAUGACCGCUCCCAUGAUGAAGAUGAUAGUGAUAAUGAUGAUGAAGUGGGGGAAGAGACAUCUAAAACACAGAAAAGGAAGUUUAUAAAUGAUGAUGGACAAUUGAAUUCUGCAGAUACAAGUCUUCGGGUUCUAAAGAGACUUGCUGGAGCGAAGAUGGCACAACAAUUGGCAAAUGAAUCUGAUGGAAUUCUUUCAAAUGAAGACUUCCAACGUAUUAAAGAGUUGAAGGCAAAGAGAGAAGCAAAGUUGGUUAUGGCUCAACAUGGUUUUAAGAUUCCCUCUUCUGACCAGUUAACUGUAAAGCGUGUAGAUCCAGCUAAACUUGAGGCAAAUAUAAAACGAAAGCUGAGCAAGGAAGAAAGGCUGGCAUUGGUGAGAGCAGGACGGGAGGAUAGAGGAAAGUAUCAUGCUAGAACUGCUGUAAAACAGAAAAAGGCUGGUGGUCUAAGUAAUCGGCAAAAGGAGCACAAGAAGGCGAUGCCUAUUGCUGCCAAGAGAGCAAAGGCUGCUCGUUCGCGUCAAGAGAGGAAGAAGCAGCAAAGGCGAUCUGGGAAGCAGUUUCUGGGGAAGAAAGGAUGGAAGUGACAAGAACUAUCUGGCACUCCAUAAUUGACCCCAGCUCUUUUUUCUUUAUUCCUAUUGUGUUUCGGUUACAGCUAAAAUUUUGACUUAAUAAAGCCUAUGCCUUCUUCUUGUUUCUAUUUAUAAUUUGUAUCUGUUUCUGAUUGAGUGAUUAACAUCUGCAGAGUGCUGACUUUGCAGAUUUUUUUCCUCUAAAUUUCAGCUCAUUACAGAGCUGUCAGCUGGGGUGAUAUGUGAAGAAAUUGUAAAAAAGUUUAUGCUAUCAAAUCUUUAAGAUGGCAGCCUAUAUGAUAGUGGCAAUUUUGCUAAAUAA